Diaporthe amygdali is the source of this 4722-nucleotide messenger RNA. RefSeq lists its product as uncharacterized. Bases 1 to 4722 code for a protein of 1573 amino acids. The transcript is spliced from 2 exons. NCBI's taxonomy places the organism in Eukaryota, Fungi, Ascomycota, Sordariomycetes, Diaporthales, Diaporthaceae. The record is from RefSeq and is a predicted model, not a curated record. Gene Ontology annotation, cellular component: microtubule organizing center.
AUGGUGCAGCCCGGCAUAGGGCUUGACACGCCCAGGACAAAUGUCGGCGACGCGACAUACCUCAGUCGGGCACCAGACUUCGAUAUCACCCAAGAACCCUCCUUCCAGUCCCCCAGCAAGGAGCCAAACGUCUUCCAGUCUCUGCGCAACGGCUCCGCCCGCCCAGGCUUGAGGACCCCACGCGCCACAAAGAACCGCGCUCCUUUCUCCGACAGGAUAAACCUCCCCGGCGGCAUCGGCGGUGCCGAGUUCACCCCCCUCCUAAAGUCUGCCACGCGAAAUAGUGCCCGCCGGCGCAGUGGCAAGGAAAACGGCCUCACCACGCCCGCGCUGGGUAAAAUCAGCGAAGACAUGAGUCCCGUCCAGGUCGGCGAGAGCAGCAUGUAUAGAUCCAGGGACCAGUCAUAUGUAGAUCGCACACCAUUGCCCGAAGCCGACAGCGAUAGUACCGCCUCGACACCAAUGAUCAUGCGACGCGGCAAGGGCGGCGAUGGAGGCCCACUGCAGGACGGCCAACAGCUGUCUUUGCGCGAGCAGGAGAAUGUGAUAGACAAGAUCGAGAAGGAGAACUUUGGCCUGAAGCUCAAAAUCCAUUUUCUUGAAGAAGCGCUGCGGAAAGCCGGGCCCGGCUUCGGCGAGGCAGCUCUCAAGGAGAAUACCGAGUUGAAGGUGGACAAGGUCACCAUGUCAAGGGAACUGCAGCGUUACAAGAAGCAUCUGACAUCGGCGGAGAAGGACCUCGAGAACUACCGCCAGCAGAUGACACAAUUGCAGGAAUUGGCAAGGAAAAAUCAGGGUUCUCACGAUCACUCAGCCGAGAUCGAAAAACUGCGUCGAGACUUGGACGACAAAGAGGCAGAUCUGGAAGAUAUGCAACAUCAAAUACAGUCUGAUUUACAAAACGUCGACAAAGUGGCGAAGCUCCAGGACGAGAUCGGCGAUCUGGAGGCCGAGCUCAGGGAGAAGGAGCGAGCUAUCAGUGAGCGUGACGACGAGCUGGACGAGUUGAGAUCGAGAGCCAGACAAACCGAUGACCAAAGCCAAGAUGAGGUUGAUCGUCUCAAGGACGACAUCGACGACCUGCGAGCCAACCUACAGGAAAAGGAUCGAGUCAUCACCGAGCACGAGACUGCGUUGGGUGAUCUCCGAUCCAGAGCUCAGCAGGCGGAGGACAAGGCAAAGAAAGCGCAAAUACGCAUGAUUGAGUUGGAGGAAAAGGCACAAGCCAGCGAUAAACUCAAAGAGGCCCAGGAAUCCAUCCAGGACCUCGAGGCAAACGUUCGAGACCUGGAGCGACAAGUCGAUGACGCCCAAGACAAGCUGGAAGACGCAUUGUCCGAAAAGGAACGUGCAGAGGCCGAUCUUGAGGAGCUCCAAGAAGAGAUGGCCAACAAGUCGGUAGUCACAAAGGGCUUGCCAAGACAGCUGGAGGAGAAGCUUGUGCGGCUUCAGGAUGAGGUCGAAGCAGGUCGUCACGAAUACCAAUCCCUGGAAAAUCAAUUCAAUACCAAGCAGGCGGAAGUCGACGAUUUGAAGUUCAAGCUGAAGGAUUCUCGCCAAGAGCAUGAGGCUUCAGAACGCGAACGACGGUCACUUGCCACCAGGAUGGAAGAGCUUCAGGCGGACUUGAAUUCCAGGAGCGAUGAGAAGAACCUGCUUCAGAGCCGGCACGACGCCCUGACUGCUGAGUCGGCUUCUCUUCAGCGAGAUAUCACCCGCUUGCAAAAGUCAAUGUCAGAUCUCCAAGGUGACCUGGAACACGAACGGCAACAUUCACUAAGCCUUGAACGGGAACUGCGAGUACAGUACAAAGCUGACUUUGACAAAUUGAACAACGAGAUUUCUGACCUACAAGCCGAGGUCCGUGAAAAGGAGAACCUCUACGACAAUGAUUGCGAGAAAUGGGAAACUGAGAGGCACAACCUCGAGUCAGAGCGGGAUCGAGCAGAAGAGCGCGUGCUUGGACUGCAGAAGACAAUUGAGAGGUUACGAGAUGCCGAGGGCAGUCUAAACGACAAAGAAUCAAAGUUACAGCGAGCACUUCAGAGUGAGACGGACCGGCAUCACAACGAGGAGGCGGUCCUCAGCCGGCAGAUCAAUGACCUGCAACAAGACCUCUCUGAUCGGCAGCAGGUGCUGGAGGAUCUUCGAAGCGAGCUCUCUGCUGUCCGUGAUGAGCUUCGACAGGCACAACUGGAUAAACAGACAGCGGCUGAGAAGGCCGAGGGCUUGGAAGACGAGGUCGAGGUUCUUCAGGUGGCACUGGACGAGGAGAGCGAGAAGUCAGCCCAAGAGAUCGAGACUCUGUCCAAGGAGUGUGAUGAUCUGCGUCAGCAACUUAGAGAGUUGCGUCGAGCUUCAGACGCUGCAAAUGCUUCGACAGACUCUUCCCGCCAGACAGCCGAGCUGAAUGCAAAGGCAAUGGAGCGUCUGGAGAAGCAGCUCGAUGAGUACAAGACCAAUCUCUCAAAAGCUAACCAAGAGAAGAGAGUCAGCGAACGAGAAUGCGACGAACUGCGACAGCAGCUUAAGGAGCUGCGGAGGCUCACCGAGUCAGCCAGAGCCUCGACCGAUGCGUCCCACGAGGAGGCCCAGUACAACGCCCGAGCCGUCCAGCGUUUGGAGAGCCAGCUUGCCGAGUCUAAAUACAACAUUGCACAAGUCACACAGGAGAAGAAGGACGUUCAAAGCCAAUUGACAAGCAUCCGGGCUGAGCUUCACUCUGUUCAGACCCGACUGGCUGAGACUCAAGCAGAACGAGAUGAGAUCGAUGUCGAACUGCAGCGCUCCAAACAGCAAGACAACGACACUUUCCAGAUCGACCAGGAGAGAAUCAAUUUGCGGGCGACAAAAGCACGUCUUGAGAACGAGAUCCGUCGUCUCAAGGAGGACAACAGGGUCCUGGCGGACCAGCGAGACUCCCUAGAAAAGACUCUGGAGGAUGAGCUCGACAAGGCUGAAGUCGAGGAAGAGCGCCUCAACCAGGAGAUCCUCUCACUGCAGACCAAAGUCAGACAAGCACAGGUCCCGGACACCCACGAUGUGUCCAAAGCUCGGCGUACCAUUCGAGAGCUGGAGCGUAAGAUUGAGAAUUACGAGCAUCAGCUUGCCCAGGCUACCAUUCCGAUCAAUACCCUGGAGGGCAACAGCGAACUAUCGCUGAUCAGGCGUGACCUUUCUGCAGCACGGCAAAAGGAACUUGAGUUCAUGCAGAAGGAAGGAGACCACAGAGCGCAAAUUCGGGGAUUGAAGCGCCAGAUAGGUGACCUCGAACGACGAGCCCACGAAGCGGAUAUCACGCGCAUGGCUCAGUCACCAAUGUCAGAGAAUGCCUCUGCCCGAAAAGCCGAGGUGUCGGAGCUUCGUCAUCAGCUCUCCACUGCUCACCAAUCCAUCAGCGACCUGAAGAAGAAGCUUCGUGAAUCAGAGCGCAACGCGGCGUCCGUGGAACGCGAUCUCCAGCGACAUCUUGAGAACGUCGAAGAUGAGAAGAUGGGUUUGGAGCAAGCGCUCGAGGACGCCCAGCUGGCGGCGGAGGAGGCAAGGGCCGAUCUCCAGGAGGCAUCGAACAAGUACAAGCGUAAGGCCGAGAGAUACAGGAAGGAGCGCGACUCGAUGACCGAUACUCUGGCGGCCACCCGGCGCGACAUGCGCAACCACAUGCACGAUUCCAGCAUCGCCUCCAGUGUUAGCAGCGUGGGCAACGGCACUGUGACAAGUGAAAUGACGCGGGAGGAGCGCCACGACCUCUACUCGAUACUCCGCAAGACGCAAGUUGAUGCGGACGCCUUGGAACGAGAAGUGCGUGAGCACAAGGAGGCCCUCGACGAGCUUGUCACACUCGAGAAAACCCUGCGCGUCAAGCUCGACCGCGCCAGAUCCGAGCGCGCACAAUACCGCUCUGACGUGGAGAAGCUGCAGCGCGACAUGAAGCAUCUCAAGAAGGGCAAGGACGAAGCCGAGAAGAUGGCAGAAGCAGCCAAGGCGGCAGCAGCCGUGGCCCGAGCGCGCGUCACCGUAUCCUCUGUAUCCUCGUCAUGGAAGGGCAAGGGCAAGGCAAAGGAAGUCAGCGAGCAAGUGCCACGGGCCGUCGAGCUGGAAGAGGUGGAUGACGACGACAGCGCCGCAGAAGCCGCCAACGACGACAACGCGGCCCGGGUGAUCCACUUCAGGGACGAUAACGACACCCAGGUGCACACGGACGCGAUCGUGCGGGCGGCCGAGGCGGCGGAGCACCGGCACGUCAAGCAGAUGCGAGGCAUGUGCAUGCAGAUGGAGUGGAUGCAGGCACGGUGGGAGAGGGAGCUGCGGAUGCGCGACGACGCGGCGUUUGCGAAGAAGUAUCUGCAGCUGGAGCUCAGCGCGAGGGAUACAUGCAACCAAGCGGACCUCCUCAAGCUCGAGGGCAUCUUCCAACAGCUGGGCAUGAAGGAGCGGCCGUACUCGCACGUGGCGGCGCACAAUGCGCGCACCAACACCAAGCGGCCCUUCACGCUCAAGCGGCUGGCGAUUGCGCUGCGGUUCAUCGCGAAGCUGCGGAUCGCGUCGCGCGAGUGGCAGAAGCACGAGAAGACGCGCAAGAUGCUCGCGGACAAGUGGGAGAGCUACAAGCGCGAGGACCGCAUCAAGAUGCACCAGCUGCGCUUCCGCGAGGCCCGCGCCCGACCCGGGUUCCCCUCGGCCAGCGGCGAGGGGAGGCUGAAGGGGGUCGUGCUCCCGUGA